Messenger RNA from Erythranthe guttata (spotted monkey flower), 1150 nucleotides. The record is from RefSeq and is a predicted model, not a curated record. NCBI's taxonomy places the organism in Eukaryota, Viridiplantae, Streptophyta, Magnoliopsida, Lamiales, Phrymaceae.
ACUGGAAAAGAAGCGAGACGAGGAGAAGGUGCAUCAAUUCUUGAUGGGGCUGGAUGAUGUGAUGUACGGAACAGUACGCUCUAAUAUAUUGAGCAUGGAACCAUUGCCCAAUAUUAAUAGAGCCUACGCGAUGAUAAUUCAAGAAGAACGACAUCGGAACAUUGCUCGGAGCAACGAAGAUCGCAGCGAUGCAGUGGGUUUUAGUGCUCAAUUGGGAUCACAUGCGAGAGCAGCGGCUGUACGCAACAAAGAGAAACCAGGGAUAUGCACCCAUUGUGGAAAAUCUGGGCACGAUGCUAAGACGUGCUAUCAGAUUGUCGGUUAUCCAGAAUGGUGGGGAGAUAGGCCUAGAGGGAACGAGAAAGGAACUCCCCGAGGCAGAGGAGGAGGACUAAUUGGACGUAGCAGAGGAGGCGGUGCAAGAGUAAAUGUUACUCGUGUGCCAACCGAAAACGAGGCCACUCGAUUCGACACGGAACGACAGGACUUCCCCAACCUUAGUGGAGAGCAAUGGGCCACGCUACUUGAAAUGUUGAAUUCAAGUAAGAGUGGUGGUGAGCGACUUUCUGGUAAGAAAAUUUACGAUGAAUGGAUCGUAGACUCGGGCGCCUCUCAUCAUAUUACUGGAAAUUUAGAACUGUUAUCCCAUGUUUGUGAAAUAACACCGACUCCAGUGGAAAUUCCUGAUGGAGAAAAUGCAAUUGCCUUGAAAGAAGGAAAAUUAUGCCUAGGAAGCGGUCGUUAUUUGAAUAAUGUUUUGUUUGUUCCGACUAUGACCUGCACUCUUAUAUCCGUGUCUAAAUUUUUGAAAGCACUAAAAUGUAUUAUUACUUUCACUGAUAAGUUAUGUGUGAUACAGGACCGCAUCUCGAGGUUCCUGAUUGGAGCGGGUGAAGAGUGCGACGGGGUCUAUUUCUUCCGAGCAAUUCCGACAGCACGAGCAUGUAAAGCGAACGGUUUGGAUGAACGAGAAUUGUGGCAUCGAAGAUUAGGACACCCGUCCAAGAAGUUGUUAUCUUUUAUUCCAGUAGUUAAAAGUGGUAGUAGUGAUCACACUAAUAAAGAUUCUUGCGAUAUUUGUUUGCGAGCAAAACAGACUCGAGAAGUUUUCCCUACAAGUAAUAAUAAAGCGUUGAUUGUUUUGCUUUAA